Cydia amplana is the source of this 386-nucleotide messenger RNA. RefSeq names its product molybdopterin synthase sulfur carrier subunit (gene Mocs2A). Lineage: Eukaryota; Metazoa; Arthropoda; Insecta; Lepidoptera; Tortricidae. Gene Ontology annotation, biological process: Mo-molybdopterin cofactor biosynthetic process. Bases 113 to 379 code for a protein of 88 amino acids. The transcript has 2 exons. The record is from RefSeq and is a predicted model, not a curated record. Gene Ontology annotation, cellular component: cytosol.
CUAUAAUUAGCCCACGAGAUUUGAAUAAAAUGCGUCACAGUAAUUAAUUAAUUAGAUGAACGCAGCGCUAAGAAUGAUCACCGGCGCCUAAAAUGCUAGUCAAGGAUGAACUAUGGAAAUUGAGCAUGCGGUAAAUGUGAAACUCCUAUUCUUUGCUCAAUCCAAGGAACUGGCAGGUACCAAGGAGUCUUCCAUCCUAUUGCCAAAGAAGAUCAGCUACCAACAGCUUCUGAACAUUAUUACAGAAAACUAUAAUCUGCAGGCCAUAAGGAAUAAUAUAUUGUUGGCGAAAAACGAGGAAGUCUGUGACGAAAGUUUGGAUAUUGAGAUUAACGAGAGAGAUCAUAUUGCUGUGAUACCGCCACUAAGUGGGGGCUAAUUUGAAC